This is a messenger RNA of Hyla sarda, 2707 nucleotides long. It is a transcript of the gene PRRG1, whose product is annotated as proline rich and Gla domain 1. The record is from RefSeq and is a predicted model, not a curated record. The coding region runs from base 274 to 954 and encodes 226 amino acids. Gene Ontology annotation, cellular component: extracellular region. Gene Ontology annotation, molecular function: calcium ion binding. NCBI's taxonomy places the organism in Eukaryota, Metazoa, Chordata, Amphibia, Anura, Hylidae. The transcript has 5 exons.
GGCCUUUGUGGUUUUACCUAUGGAUUAAAUAAAAAAAAUUCUUUGAUAUCAUUCUCUGGAGUGCUGGACUGUUCGUUGGGAUCUUCCCAUUGCUCCUCAGCUUACACCCUCACUACCAAACGGUCAAGUGCUGGCCUGUGCACCUGGAGAGUCCGCUGGAUCCUUCUACUGGAGACUUGUUCUUUUGGUAGGACUUUUCUGUGUUCGGCCCGGACAGAAAUUUUCCAAGAUCUUAAGGGUCCUUAUUUCCUUCUGUUGUGAAACAUCAAAAAUAUGGCCAGUGUGUUUUUGUCUGAAGAUGAAGCAAACUCGAUUUUAAAGCGUUUUCCAAGAGCUAACAGUUUCUUGGAGGAGAUAAAGCAAGGAAAUAUUGAGAGGGAAUGCAGAGAGGAAUUAUGCAGCUAUGAAGAAGCAAGAGAAGCAUUUGAAAAUGAUGAGCGGACUAAAGAGUUUUGGAAAGAAUAUACCAGUGGACACCAGGACUCGAGCACAGACAGCAGUUGGUAUCCGUUCUAUCUUGCCUUCCCCCUGAUCACAGUAUUUUUUGUUGUCCUUUUGGUGCUCCUGUUGGUAUGGAGGUGUGUUUUUAAAAAGAAGGCGCGUCGCCGGACUGCUUACGCGCCCAGAGGAGUGAGAGAAAACACUACAGAGGAAGGAAAUGUCCACGGUGCGGGCAGCCAGCAGCAUUCCAAUGUGCUGUGUACUGUGGAGGAUGCCUUUGAUAGGGCUGGGCACCCAAGUGGAUUCCUAGAUUAUGAUGUACGUUCAGAUACCUUGUCAGCUGGAUUUUCAAACUGUGACCCUCCCCCCUCUUAUGAAGAAGCUACUGGAGAAAGGGGUGUCAGAGUGAGUGAGCCACAUCAGAGCCCGAGAGAGCCUCCUCCACAAUAUGAAGAAGUAGCCACAUGUGCCUCUGUAGUCACGAUACCUCGUGAGGUCGCCAAUGUGAAGUAACAUUGAAGUUAUUAGCGCACACUAUUUUUUUUUUAAACAUUUUUUUUUUUUUUUAAUUGCAGAUGAAGAAUUUGUAAGCACAGUAUUAUUUGCCUUUGUACAAAAUAUGACUUAACAUUUUUUUUAGAGAACAUGAGUGUGCAAAAGAUUUGGCAAAAAAGGAUUUUUAACACUUUAGAUGCUCUAGUGUGGAAUUAUAAUACUUGAUAUGGAAACAUCUUUUGGACUGUAUUCCAUUAAACUAAAAUAACAAACUGUAUAAUAUAGUCUGUUUUUGUAUUUUUCAUUUUUUGAAAUAAUUCUGUCCCUUGUGGGUGAUACUGGUAUUGCAAUUUUACCACUAUUAACCUCUGCAUUUUUAUGAUUUAAGAAUAAAGUGUGACUUUUUUUAUUUUUAUAUUUGUUCCUAACACUUGUGUUUUGUUUGAAAAGUGCAAUAUAUUUUGAAGAAAUGUCUCAGGUCACACUCUUGCCUACAAAGUAAAGUAUUUAUAUUCUGUUGAACUAUGAUUUUAAGACUUGGAUGCGUAUUGUGGAUUCUUAUGUAGAAUGAGAGUGUCCAAGUUCAUAUAGAAAAGGCAAAUCUUUUUUAUUUUAGUUAUUCUGCUUUGUAAAAAGGAAAUUUUAUGAUUAAAAGUUAAGAAUAUAAAUCUUCUGCAAAUGUUAUCAAGGUUUGUUCUUCCUUCAAGGUAGCUUUCAUAUUGAAGUUGUCUGGAAUAAGAAAACCCCUUAAGGGCCUAUUCAUAGUAGUGCACAGGAUUUGAAUCAUGAUAUGUUAUGUUGCCGAUUUCAAUGUAAACUAAUUGAAUGAACAUUUCAAUUGCAGCUUCAAAUCCUACCCAUCAGAUAUGUGCAGGAUACUGUACAUGUGACAACACCCUUAGAGUAGGGUCUCACACCACAAAUCCGCAGUGUAUUUCACACUGCAGAUGCUCUGAGGACAGUCACAGAGCGACCGCAGAGCCAGCUUUCUGCUGCAGCUGGGUAGCUCUGUGUGCCCACUCGUGACUGCCGGCGGGAAAUCCGCUGCUACAAGUGGACAUGCUGAGCUACCCGGGCACAGCAGGGAGCUGCUUUGCUAUCGCUCUGUGACUGCCAGCAGCUCAUCCGCAUCAUGAAAUACAAGCUUCUUGUGACCCUUCCCAUAAGGUGUAUUCACAUGUACAGUACCCUGUGCAUAAUUGGUGCACAGAAUUUUGAAGCUGCAGAUUUCAAUGUAAACUAAAUGACUGUACGCAGCAUCAAAUCUCCAGCUUCAAAUUCUGCACAUCAUAUAUGCAUGAAUACAUCCUAAGGGUAUGUUCACACAAGUGGAUUACAUGCAGAAUUUCAGCAGCAUAUUUGAUGCAGAAAAUCUGUAGCGGAUUUUGCUACCAUUGACUUCAAUGGGUCCGAAGGAAAAUUUUAAAAUCUGCCUCUAUUGCGGAUUUUCUGUUGACCCAUUGAAGUCAAUAGUAGCAAAAUACGCUGCAGAUUUUUGGCAGCAAACACGCUGCGGUCCUAGGGCCGGCAUGUUAUGCCACAGUCUGCGGAAUGUUUCCACGAAGAUUUUCCGUGCGGACAUUCCCAAGUGUGAACAUAGCCUUACACUACCCACACUAAGAGUAGCAUAACAUAGGGACAGACACACUGAGUGGAAUUUAUUAUUUAAUGUGUAUAUUCCUUUGUUAUUAUAGCCAAUAAGGGCAGUCUAUACCAUGUGUACAUGCAAAAAAAUUAUCACAAUGGAGCACGAUGUAUAAUAAAUUUUUAA